AUGUACGGAUUUGAAACCAACAAACAUACGAGAGAUAUUUGCGCGGGGGCGGCAAGGGCCGGCCCAAACACCACCGACAGGGACCACGGUGAUCCGCCUGCACCCGAACCGGCCGGAGCGCUACCGGGGACGCCGAAGCCACCAGAGCACCUCACCCCGCAAUGGUGGAGACCUCGAUGGAAAGUCACCUGUGAUCAAAUACUGGAGGACAGGAUACCCUGGAAGCCUGGAAAAGGCCAGGCAAAGGACACAACGGGGCAACAACAGAUCGUUUAUGACCUAUACAACGAUGUAGAGGACAUCGUAGAAGUACUCGCGGGCCCUAUCACAAAACGCAUCGUCCCCUCAAACGUUAAACCCCCCAAGAAACAGAAAAUCGGGGCCGAUAAGACCACAACCCACGAACAGUACUACACGGUUCGCUGGAAAGACACUAUCACCCCGAUAUCUAUCGUCGGCGCAUACACCAGCAUGGGAUACGUGCCCAGACAGCUAUUACCAGUGACAGGUCUUUACGGCACGCGGAUCGACCACCACUUCCGCAGAGCGAUAUGGGAACCGUCAGAUAUCCCCGCCGCGCAACUCGCGCAGUCGGUAACCAUGUUCCCUUUCCUCGGCUUAGAGGUCGCCCUAGUGGCAAUGUUCGCGGGCAUCGUUAUGAUGCCAGCUAAACGUAGAGUCGGUGACCAAGUGGUAGAGCUACAGAAGGUGCAUGCAGACUUGCACGCGCAGUUGACCGCCAUCGAACAAGCCGAUGACUACCAGAAGGCCGCCUCCUUGCUGGCCUCUGACCCUCUAGCAUGUUUAAACAAGAAGAAAUUUUCUACCGUGAUGGGCCACGCCUGGGAUACCUACGUCUCCUUGAAGAGUCAAAUGGCGAGUGUCAGCGCGCACAUUGCUCAACUGGAGAUGACCAUGGAGCAGCCAGCUAUGAAGGUUCUCGUCUCCGACAAGUCUGGUCGCGUCGUGGAGCGCCCAUUUAAGGACCUGGACUACGUCAACGAUGGCUGGGUCAACAAGUCGGGCAAGGAGCACAAGGCGCUCAAGCGGGAGAACCGGGAGCUGAACCAAGUUUACCAUGCCCUUCAGAAGGUCAACCGCAACCUGGAGGAUGAACGUGAGGCGCGCCGCGAUGAGGCCCCACCGGAGCAGAUUGAGGAGUUGGAGAAGGCAACUAACGACGCCAUCACCGAGGGUGAGAACUUGCUCACGGACCUGAACACGCGGCUGCGUAAGGCUAUGUUGGUGGGUUGGGAAACCGUUGAGUCGUUGGACCUCCCUGACUGCUGCAAGUCCGAGGAGGAGCGUAGCAAGCUGUUGUCCGCGCACAAGCGUGUUGUUGCUGAGAAGGAGUGUGAGCGCAGGGGUAACAAGCCCUCGGCGCAGAAGCCGUUCGGUGCAGGUUUCCGUCAGCGCCAGUUCAUGGCGCCCUCGCCCGGCUUCGGCCAGGCCCAGGUCGGGUUCGGGUCCGUGCAGGGCGCAAUGCUACCGCACCAGGCGCUGCCCUUCACACCGGGGCUGCAGUUUGGGGGCAUGGCCCCAAUGAGUCAGGGUGGCGGCAAGCCGCCGCGGGCCCCGAAGCCGACGGAUCAGUGCCAUAGGUGCAAGCAGUUUGGACACUUUGCGAACAUGUGCUCGAACCCACCCGCGCCACGCUCGUGGACCAAGCAGUGGGUGCAGCAGGGGUUUCCGUUGUGGUGGAAACAGGCAGGCAUCACACCGCCGCCGAGGGUCAUGCGAAAUCACCAAGGGGCGCUGGAGCAGCGGGCCUUUGUUACCGAAUCCGUCUCAGCACUUCUGGCAGCAGGAGCUGUGCGGCAGGUGGCGGGUGUGGGCGACGCCUUUGCCGCGUCCUUCUGGGAGCGAGCAGGGAGGCUGGUCGUGCCAAGCCAUCUCGGGCUACUGGCGGAGAGUCAAGCAUUUGCCGCGUCAUCGCGGGCGGCCUCCACGAAGAAGGUGUACGUGUAUCCGUGGGAAGGUUUUAAGUCGUGGUGCCGUGCGGGCGGCUACUGCUACCUACCGGCAAGCCCGGUCAUGGUGGGGAUGUACUUAACGUCGGUGGCUAAGACGGCGUCAAGUUACGCGACCGUUAAGCUGGCGAGUGCUGCGAUUUUCAUGCAGCAUGACUUGGCGUGUGAGGGGGCGAACCCGACGAAGCAUCCCUUUUGCAAGGCUGUGCGCGCGGCAGCGAAACGCUCGCUCGGGACGGCUGUGCUGAAUCGUCCCUUCGCACCCCAACCGGCGAUUAUUGAAGUUUCGGUAACCAGGCUCGCCUCCUCCCACGGAAGCAAGCACACUCUUCUGCUCGCAGGUACCCAAGCUCGACUCAUGUCUAUAAGCGGUACCCAAGCUCGACUCACGUCUAUAAGCGGCCCUUUUGGCAGCCGCAAUUCGGCGGUCGCUGCCGCUGCCGGAACGGGCCUCCGCGGCGGCGGCGGUGGCAGUGCCGCUGCCGCCGCCGCCGCCGCCCUUCCGGUGCCGCUGGCCUCCCUUGAGUCCCUGGAGCUCCUUGCCUUUCUGUCCUCGGGUCUGCCGCAGGGUUUGUCAAUCGGCUCCGACCUGGCCAAUCAUCUGGCGCUAUUGUCAUCCCCGGGAGCCGGCGGCGCGGAAGUGCUCAACGUGGCAGCCAUCAUUGAGCGCAUAGUCCAGCUGCUCACCAACGUGCACAGCCACUUCUCGCGCAGCUCGAAGCGCAUAACUGCGCUCAAGCGGGUGGCGUCAGAGGCUGGCACUCGCGGCAACCGCAUGCUGAAGAACGUGGAGCCAAGGUGGAUCAGCAUCUAUCGGCCGCUAUGCCGUGUGCUCGAUGAGAGCGCUGCGCUGACGGCUUAUUUCGACCCGGAGCUGGCAUUGUUAUCGGCGGCACUGGCGAUGCGGGGAGUAGCGGCAAUGGUGACGGCGGUGGCCAUGGCGCGGAGAGAAGGGUCUCAGCCAACUUUGAGUAUGGGACUGGGUUCACUGGUCAGAGCGGACUCUGCUGCCUUCAAGCCGGACGUCCCUGAGGCGGUGUCCCUAUCCGAGAUCCACGCCACUCCCUUCACGACGGGGCUACCCAAGGAGCUGCUGGCGGCCAUUGCGGCUCAGGCGGCUGGCGGAGGCAGCGGGGGGGUCGCGGCGGUUGGCAGCGGCGGCAGCGGGAGUGGAGGAGGGAGCCAGCGCCACGGUCAUGCAGUUGGCGAGGAUGGUCGGGCCGCAGGUGGUGGAGGCGGGCGGCCCGGUUGCGAGGCUGUGGUGGAGGCCGUUGAGGCGGCUGGGGGGGAAGGCGGUGAUGAAGGAGGGGGGAGGAGAGGAAGAGGGGGUGCGAGGGUGCAGGACGCGGCGGGUGGUGGCGUCGCACCCGAUGAGACCGGAAGUCGUGGAAGCCAUGGCGGCAGUGGUGGCGCCGCCACCGCCGUCAACGCAAUGCGUCCCCCUGGCGGCGGCGGCGGCGGUGGCGAAGGGUCGAGGGCUCUGCGGAUGCGCGGCAGCUCCGGCAGCGACCGCUCCGGCGCCAGUGGCAGCAGCCUUCGAGCCGAGGGCCCAGCACUGCAUCGUUGCAGAGGAGGCGGAGGCGGAGGCGGCUCUGCCGCUGCCGCCACUGAUACCGCUGUAGGGCCUUUCGGUGGCCGCAACGGUAUCGCCGUCGCCGCCUCUGCCGCAGACGCCGGUGCUGCUGGCACAGGCCCUUUUGGCAGCCGCAAUUCGGCGGUCGCUGCCGCUGCCGGAACGGGCCUCCGCGGCGGCGGCGGUGGCAGUGCCGCUGCCGCCGCCGCCGCCGCCCUUCCGGUGCCGCUGGCCUCCCUUGAGUCCCUGGAGCUCCUUGCCUUUCUGUCCUCGGGUCUGCCGCAGGGUUUGUCAAUCGGCUCCGACCUGGCCAAUCAUCUGGCGCUAUUGUCAUCCCCGGGAGCCGGCGGCGGUGGAGCUGCAGGGAACCGGAAGAGCGCCACGAUCGGUAUCGACGCCGGCAGCGGAAGUGGAAACUGGGCUAGGGAAGGAGGGGCCAGCCGGGGUGCCGCAGCCACGGCGACAGCGGUGGUGGUGCCAGGUGGCGAGCCAGCUGCCGCCGCCGCGGCACCGCAGUCGCCCUCGGGUGCUCACUCGCCUUCGAAUGGCAUGGCAUCGCUGCUGGCGGCGGUGGCGGCGGCGGCAGACGAGGAGCAGCAGCAGAAGUACCCACAUCAGCGGCACCACCCAUUCCACCAACUUCAGUACCAAAAGCAGAAACAGCACCAUCAGCACGAACAUCAUCACCAACAGCAAUACCACAACGGACAGGAUUCCGUACCGUUGCAUCCGCACGGCGCGCCGGCGCCGCAGGUGGCCGCGGCGGCGGUGACGACCGUGACGACAGGGCACGGGGCGCGGGGGCAGCAAUCAACGGGCCGCGGCCACGGCGGCCGCGGCAGCAAUAGUGCCUUCUCGGGCCGUGCGCUAGGAAGCUUCGAGCUAGCGGCGGCGUUGCGGGGGCCUGACGCCGCCAACGCCGGCGGUGACGGCUUUUACCCCGGAGGAAACCUCCCCUUCCCACUAACGACUAACAACCUUAACCACCACCAUGCUUACCGCCUCAGCAACGGUGGCGGUGGCAGUGGUAGUUACGACGGGGGCAUGUUGGGGGAUUGGGGCAUAAAUCUUCCCAUCUCUGCUCUGACCAACCUGGGCCAUACUGCGUCAGGCGCCGAUAUCGCGGCGGAGGGCGGUGCUGACGGCGUCGGCGUCAGCGUUGGCUCCUUGUUGUCCGCCGCGGCGGCGGCGGCUGCCGCCGCCGGUGGCGGCGGCAGCACAUACCACCGCCGCGCCGAGCCACUGUUGCGGGCGCCGUCGCUCGCCGACGCAGUCAACGGCGGCGGCGGCGACGACGGCGGCGCCACCUGGCCUCAAGCUCUGUCUGCUGCCUGGCCGACGGGAGCAUUAAGCUCCUUCCCAGGACGCGCUGGCGGCGGCGGCGGCGGUUGUCGCCAUUGA
This is a messenger RNA of Volvox carteri f. nagariensis, 4944 nucleotides long. RefSeq lists its product as uncharacterized. The record is from RefSeq and is a predicted model, not a curated record. Gene Ontology annotation, molecular function: zinc ion binding; nucleic acid binding. Bases 1 to 4944 code for a protein of 1647 amino acids. NCBI's taxonomy places the organism in Eukaryota, Viridiplantae, Chlorophyta, Chlorophyceae, Chlamydomonadales, Volvocaceae. The transcript is spliced from 16 exons.